AACGCGAAUAUAGGUGACUCGGAGUCCCUACCUGAAUGAGCGAGCUUCACCUUGCCGGCCGGCAUAUUUCAACGUUCACAACUUCACCCCUAUUCCAUAGACCACCCCUAUUCCAUAGACCACUACGAAGUGUGCUUCCAGAUUUGAUCAGAGAGCGCUACGCAAUACAUACACGAUUCACCAUUUUACAAACAUACUUAUGGCAAGGACCAGGACGUCGGGUGUCCUUGGUCCGGCUCCUGGGUACCGUAAUCGCCUGCUGUCCCUCUUUUUCUUGUGCUUAUGGAAUGCUGCUCCCAAUCGUGGAUCUGCCGCUUCCCAUGGGCAUCAGAGCGAUCUCAUUAGCGGAAGACUUCAAGCAAAGGAAUCGGCGCAGCAAAAGCCUUCGCGGUUAGAAGCAAACAGUUCGUCCCUUGUCAUCUCGGCAUCCGAUUUCCUCUGUUGGGCUCUUUCCCGCAAGGCAUCCAAUGAGUGGGCCGAAAGAAAAACAACUCCGUCCCUUUUCGUCUCAUGUUUUUUACAUGUGGUGUCCCUAGUCUCCGUUCGAUACACUUCUGCCGCGCUUCCGGCGGCGUGAAGUGGGGGACAUUCCCAGCAACCACCAGGGUGUGUUUACACAGUAGUUCUCCUGAAUGAUAUCGGCCAAGAGGAAUACCGCACAAGCCUGUGUGUACAGUACAUACAAUGGUGUUCGUCGUCCGAACCGCGAACCUGGCCACACAACGAUCGCUUAGACCACUGCCCUCCAAUCCA
Molecule: messenger RNA, 753 nt
Organism: Canariomyces notabilis
Lineage: Eukaryota; Fungi; Ascomycota; Sordariomycetes; Sordariales; Chaetomiaceae
Exons: 3
Coding region: 200-577 (125 amino acids)
Source: RefSeq, a predicted model, not a curated record